Messenger RNA from Pyrenophora tritici-repentis Pt-1C-BFP, 1206 nucleotides. RefSeq names its product GalT, Galactose-1-phosphate uridylyltransferase. Gene Ontology annotation, molecular function: UDP-glucose:hexose-1-phosphate uridylyltransferase activity; zinc ion binding. Gene Ontology annotation, biological process: beta-D-galactose catabolic process via UDP-galactose, Leloir pathway. Lineage: Eukaryota; Fungi; Ascomycota; Dothideomycetes; Pleosporales; Pleosporaceae. Gene Ontology annotation, cellular component: cytoplasm. The record is from RefSeq and is a predicted model, not a curated record.
AUGACGGACCCAGUCCUGAACGACAUCUCCCACAGGCGCUUCAACCUGCUGCGAGGUAGUUGGAUAUUAGUAUCUCCGCAUCGCACAAAGCGGCCAUGGCAAGGCAUGCAAGAGUCCCCGUCCAGGACUACCCUGCCCGACUAUGACCCAGAGUGCUAUCUAUGUCCCUCAAACACGCGGGCCAAUGGCGAGCACAACCCCAAGUUUGAGCACACUUAUGUCUUCGUCAAUGACUACAGUGCCGUCAUGGAGGACCAGCAGGAGUACCACCCAGACACCAAGGAUGGAUCUCUCGCGUCUCGACUUCUUCGCGCAGAAGCCGUCACUGGAAAGUGCUAUGUCAUCUGUUUCUCACCCUCUCACAACCUCACUCUGGCCGACAUGACCCCAGGCCAAAUCCUCCCGAUAAUAGAGACCUGGACCAACCUAUAUGUCGCACAUCUGGAUCCCACGUCGCCCUUGGCUAAACUGGCAUCUGCUACGACUAUUCCUCCUCUAUCACAAGGCGCCGUUAGUGCACCAAACGCACAGUAUCGCUACAUGCAAAUCUUUGAGAACAAGGGCUCUGCAAUGGGUUGCUCAAAUCCGCAUCCCCAUGGCCAAGUUUGGACGACUACAUCGCUCCCAGAAGAACCUGCGCUUGAGCUUGUACAAUUGAGCAAAUAUCGCAGAGAGCAAGGGGGUUGUCACAUGCUCGUUGACUACGCCGAACUGGAGUCCAAGGAGAAGGCACGCACAGUCUUUGAGAACGAGAGCUUCUGGGCUGGUGUUCCGUACUGGGCACUCUGGCCCUUUGAGAUUAUGAUCGUCCCCAGGCAACACAAGCGGUCGUUGGUCGACUUCACCAAGGAGGAGCGUGCACAAUUAGCAGAGUGUAUAGCUGAGAUUACGAGGAGAUACGAUAACCUCUUCGAAACACAGUUUCCGUAUAGUAUGGGACUUCACCAAGCUCCUCUGGCGGGUACAGCCGAUGAGAUCGAGUCGAGCCACUUCCAUAUCCAUUUCUACCCACCACUUCUGCGAAGCGCCACAGUCCGCAAGUUCCAAGUCGGCUAUGAGAUGAUGGCCGAACCUCAGCGCGACAUCACACCCGAACAGGCUGCAGAGCGCCUCAGGACAUGCGGCGGCGAACUCUAUAGGAAGAAGCUCGAAUCUUCGCCCAAGACUAACGGUGUUAAUGGCGUCAAUGGUGUCAACGGCCACUGA